UAUUGGAUUUCAGUUUGAUAUCAGACGGUAAAUUCUAUACAGGCGACCUUUUCAUACGCAUGAGCAUAUGACGGAUACUUGCUGGUAUACUUUUUAUUAUCUUGCCCGUUACUAACACGUUUCUGCUGGCAUUGCCGUUAAGAACUCACUUUCGUCGGAGUUCAGUUUCAGGCAGGACGCAGGAAGGAAGGCUCUGCAGUAGUUGAUUGGGAGGAUUUGGAGCCGGUUGAUGUUUGGCUGCCACGGGGUGACUGUUAAUAUUGGAAGCACGAGUUCUGCAUGUUCCGUUGAACAGCACUUCUGGUCAAAUCAACCUAAGGACUCGUAUGCAGGAUGUGUACUUAGCAUCAGUCGUCAGAUGAGGCGACUUUAUGCAGGGUUUGUCAAGUAGUACAGGCCUGUGGCACAAAGUGGGGACUGCACUCUGCCUAGCAUCAACUCUCAUAUCGAUGGAAAAUGCUACUGUCACAGUGUUUGCGUAUCGGCCUAUAGCCUGUGGUGCGAUUCAGGAAGGCAACAAAAUCUGCUUUUAGGAAACGGUAAUACUAAAAGGCCAUAUUAACUGAUUUGUAUGCACGCACUGCGCCAGAAGCAAAAAAUGUGUCAUUGUCGUGUUGGCCUGGGACAGGCAAUUAAACUGAACAUUGCUGGCACGGGAACAGAUCUCAAGAAUAUGAAUUCUGUCGUACUGCAUUAUGAUAAUUCCUUUGCAUCGGGUUUGGAGCGUGCUUAUCGGAGAAAAUCGAAGUGGCAUACAUUAUUUUAUUGACGUCCGCUGAGGAAUCCGAUCAACAUUUGCUACCGACAUUAUGAAUGUCAUACACAGACUAGGACUGCAUUUACUCAGUGAUGUCGUUGACUGAACGAUGAAUGCAUACAUGUACACAAGGUCUGUAGGAUAGAAAUCUUUGCCAGGAUGCGAUACGAACGCGUGUCAUAGGCAGGUCAGCCCACACGGGAAUUCCGUGAGUAGGGUAGGAGCGUUUCAAGUAGUGUCUGUAGUCAUACUGUACAUGAACGUUACCCUGCGCACACGUAAAAAGCUAUACCAAGCUUCCAACUGAGCGGGGAGUUGACAUGGCACUAAUGCACGUCUUUACUGCCGUACCGCCGAUGCCUUGCAACCAUCACUGGUAAUUACCGAAGAUUUUCAACACAAACGAAUGCUUGCUUUGGAAAUACCAGAAUAUGUGUGUCAUGGACCCUCCAACUGGUGUAUGCUCACGAAGGAUUCUUGUUUCAUGUGGGUGUGCUGAUGGAUCUGCUAUUAAUGGAACAAAUUUGCAGAAAGCAUAUGGGCUGUAUUUCAGUCCCUGAAGCGUAUAUUUCUGUCACAGAAAACGUAAAUGGAAGUACAAAUAGUUGUAUUCGAUAAGCGAUUUAAAACGAUGGAUCGUGUGUAUGUGCUCAACAAGAUGCUUGAGUCAUCGGUGAGUGUUCUGUCAAUAUGACAUGCAAUCUGUGUAAUUUUUCAGGCAGGGGAAAUUCAAGUGGAAACGUGAUAUACGGAUCCCACAGUUUGUGCCGAGUGAUAAAUGGAGGUUAAAGUGAUGCAGAGACGCAGGGUGAGAUAUCGCACCUACCCUAGCCCCUCCCUGGACUCGGAAGAAGACGAGGAUUUGGAACUCAUGACCUGUCGCCACAUCACCUUCCCUCCCGAUGUCCGCUUCAUGUCGGCCGUCCAGCAGCAGGACAAUGCGGAGCUGGUCAAGAUCUUGAACCAGCACGGGGUGCAGCUGGAUCUGAAUACCAGCAUCCACGCGGGGCUGACGGCCCUCCACCAGGGUGUCCUGAACCGCAACCUGGACACGGUCAAGCUACUGCUGUGCCAGGGGGCCGACGCGAGCGUUCAGGACGCCAACGGCUACUCCCCGCUCCACACCGCUUCGGCCUGCGGUCUCCGUAACAUCGCCAGCCUGCUCAUCAUCUUCGGCGCCGACCUGUGGGCCAUGACACUGUCCGGGGAGUCCCCCUUGGAUCUGGCCAAGGACCUGGUCACUGCCGACCUCAUCAUGCGGGAGAUGUGCAGACAGGUCCAGCAACGGGAACUGAUGGAGAAGUACGGCUUCGCUUUCCGGUUCAUCGACUUGUGCGAACGGUUUAUGGUAACUUGCCACUCAGUGUGGCAGAAAAUCGUGGAAUGGGCGCAGUAUGCUCUGGAAAAGUAUUGUAACCAUCCCGACCACCAGAAACUAAACGGCAGGUUAAAGGGGCGUGGUAGACGAUAUAAAGAGGAAACGAAUGAUGAGCAAUGAUGAAUGUGGAUUGAGGUCUGUACCCCGACCUAAUAAGUAUUUUUCUUCGAUGAAGGAUAAUAUGUAUAUUUUUAUUUUAUAAAGAACAGCACUCUCACGAAAAUAGGUAAUCAGGUCAAUAGAUUGACUUGUAAUAUAGUAUUUGCUCAUUCAUGGAUUGAAAUUCGAACAUUAUCUCCAUAUUCUCAAAAAGAUACCAUCUCAAUGAUAAAUUAUUAUGGACCUAUCGAUAUCUCCGACCAUGUUUUAUACCUUUCUCCAAAAAAAAUGGCUAUUCGGUAUUAAUAUAAAAUGUUGAGAAGUUUUUCCUUGACUACAUUAACAAUACAUGAAUUGCUUUUAUUACGAUGGAACCGACCAUAUGUUUUUUUUUCGCCAAAGAAUAAGCCACUUUGAGU
This is a messenger RNA of Patiria miniata (bat star), 2653 nucleotides long. RefSeq names its product protein phosphatase 1 regulatory subunit 27-like. The coding region runs from base 1536 to 2255 and encodes 239 amino acids. Gene Ontology annotation, molecular function: enzyme inhibitor activity; protein binding; phosphatase regulator activity. Gene Ontology annotation, cellular component: cytoplasm. NCBI's taxonomy places the organism in Eukaryota, Metazoa, Echinodermata, Asteroidea, Valvatida, Asterinidae. The record is from RefSeq and is a predicted model, not a curated record. The transcript has a single exon.